AUACAACAACUUCGUAUUAGUAACCCGUUUAUCAAUUCAUUUGCCGAUAUUGUUUGUAGUGGUCACGAGCUGAUGAGAACUAAUAAGUCGACAAUUGCGGUCCACGUGUAGUCCUUCUUUACGUAUGAAACAGUUAAGGAAGUAAACUACAUAUUUACGAAAUCGUAAUGAAUUCCUUUAUUAACUGAUGUCAUUUACACGUAUCAGUAAUAUAAUAUCGAUAUUAUUUAUUGCUUAUAGGUUUUCGGAAAAGAGAGAGAGAGCGUGGUUAUACACCUAAACUUUAAAAUUUGAAACGAAGGAGAAUUCGUACCUAAUUAUUAAAUAAACGUGAAAAUCGAUUUAGCAAUGUCGCGAUUUAGAAUAGUCCAGCAACAAGUGUGUAAGGAAUGCCGUACAUGCGCAAAUAUUUUGUUUAGAUUAUGGGAAGGUUUCUCAAAAGCUGUGUGCAGUAUUUCUGUUCGCUAAAUAAAUUGUUUGAAUCGUUAAAAAUUCAAUGUCAGGAACAACUGCGGCAAUUACAGAAAUAUCUUGGUUGCGUCCUUGUGUAUAAAGAGCGCAAAUAUUAUGUAUAAGUACGUUUAAUACAUCCAUACAUGUGUAUGUUAAGAAUCCAUGAAUGUGCAAUCAAAAAAUAAAAACGAAUUGAUAUCAAUAUCAGUGUUCGUACCGAAUAUAACGAUUCCUAACUUUGAAUUUUCCUUCUAGAACAAUAAAAUAAUAUUAAAGUGCGUUUAUUUUUUGUGUUAUAAUCUAUAAGGCCAUUUGGUCCAACACUGUUUAAACAAAAUAAAAAAUAAUCCUUAAACCUGUUGACAAUUCAAUAAUAUGUUGAAGAUAUCGAGUGAGUUAAACGAAUUUUAUUUAUAAACAUGUCAUUAAAUAAACAAAUAAUUCGUUAGUAUUACAUGGUAAUUACAAAUUAAUGAUGGUGUAAACAGUGUUGUUGUUUCUGUUAUUGUAGUAAUAAUAACUACUUUGCAUUCCAAAACAUUUAUUUGCGCUGAAGAUAGUGAAUUAAUAAGAAAAUAUCGAUGAGAAAUAUUACGUAAACGAAAUGGAAGCUUCAGAAUUAACUGGGAACAGUUUUAAAAAGACACCUGUGCCACUUUCAAAAACACAAACAUCACCGUCUAUCAGAAAUAUGACGCAAACAGUAAUAGUUUCCUUAGAUGAGACUGUGAGGCAUAAUAUCACGUAUGAUAAGUGAUGCAAUUCGGAUAUUAACACUUGAACGACAGAAUUGUGCAUUAAAAAAUGUGUGUUUCCCAACUUAACCUCAAAUUGGGAUUGACGUAUAAAUGUUAACCAAAAGCAUAAUAAUAAAUAAAUACAAUUAUUAUGUUAAUCUUUACGAUUGACGUACUUUUGCUUUUUAAUUUGAAUAUUAUAACAGUAUGUGUUUAUGAUCUACUUUCGCUAUUCAUUUUGAAUAAUAUGCUGAAUAAUGACGUCUCCUUUAUGAAAAAAUUGUGAUAAAUUGUAAAAAAUAGUGAUAAACAAUUGUUAUUACUUCGAAUGUACAAUACUAUUAGAAAAAAUGCGUUACCAUAAAAAGACUAAAGAAAGUGGAUUCUUCGAAGGAGACUCAUCUGAAAGUGAAUGGUGCACAAUGGGAAAGGCAUUGAAAAGAACUAAAGUUUUUACUACAUCAUCUAGUGAUUUAAAUAAGAAAAUUGGUGAUAAAAGCGAAUACACUUCAGAAGAGUUGGAAACACACAUAAAACAGACCGAAUGGUCUAAAAAAGUUAAUCUGUCCGGUGUGGGACGAGUGGAUAUGUCAAACUUUGAACUUCUAAAAGUCCUUGGAACUGGAGCAUAUGGCAAAGUAUUUCUAGUAAGAAAACGUGGUGGGACGGAUCACGGUAAAUUGUACGCCAUGAAAGUGCUUAAAAAGGCUACUAUAGUUCAAAAGAAAAAGACUACCGAACACACAAAAACUGAGAGACAAGUUUUGGAAGCCGUCCGUGAUAACCCCUUUUUAGUUACUCUCCAUUACGCUUUUCAAACUGACGCCAAACUUCAUCUGAUAUUAGAUUACGUAGCUGGAGGCGAACUUUUUACGCAUUUGUACCAAAGAGAACACUUCACCGAAGAUGAAGUUAGGAUUUAUAUAGGAGAAAUUAUUUUAGCACUAGAACACUUACACAAGUUAGGAAUCAUCUACAGGGAUAUAAAAUUAGAAAACAUACUACUGGAUGAUUCUGGACACAUCGUGUUGACUGAUUUUGGCCUUAGUAAGGAAUUGUCAAGGGACCAAGAGGAUGUGGAGCAAAGGGCAUAUUCAUUUUGUGGUACGAUCGAGUACAUGGCACCAGAGGUGGUUCGGGGUGGAACUCAGGGCCACGAUAUUGCAGUAGACUGGUGGUCUGUAGGCGUAUUAACCUAUGAACUUUUGACGGGGGCAUCACCGUUUACCGUUGAGGGUGAAAAAAAUACCCAACAAGAAAUCUCUAGAAGAAUAUUAAAAACAACCCCUCCUAUUCCUGAUAGUUUAGGGAAGGACGUUGCUGACUUUAUAAGCAAACUACUUGUUAAAGAUCCGAAAAAAAGACUGGGUGGUGGGGAACGAGAUGCUGAUGAACUGAAAAGGCAUCCUUUUUUUAGGAGUUUGGAUUGGGACUCGUUGGCAAAAAAGAAAAUCCCAUCCCCGUUUAAACCUAUUAUUAAGUGCGAAUUGGAUGUGUCAAAUUUUAGUGAAGAAUUCACCCAGAUGCCUGCAACAGAUUCGCCAGCUGUGGUUCCUCCAAAUUACGAUAAGAUUUUUAAAGGAUACUCGUACGUGUCGCCGUCUGUACUUUUUUCAAAAAAUACCAUUUCUGAUGAUAUUUUGAAACCAGUUUACCGACAAGACGAUACGUCAUCGCUGGUUCAAUGUCAACUGAACGACUCGCCAUUUUUUAAAGCAUAUAGCAUAGAUUUAAAUGAAAAAAUAUUAGGUGAUGGUUCGUUUUCGAUUUGCAGGAGGUGCGUUCAAAAAAGCACCGGAUACGAAUACGCUGUGAAAAUUGUUAGUCGGAAAACUGAUUGCACACAAGAAAUUAGUUUACUAAGAGCAUGCCAAGGACACCAAAACAUUGUUAACUUGCAUGAUGUAAUUAUAGACGAAGGACAUACGUACUUGGUUUUCGAAUUAUUGAAAGGUGGCGAACUGUUCGAUAGAAUUAAGAAAAAAAACAAAUUUACAGAAUCAGAAGCAUCGACGAUAAUGCGAAAAUUGGUUUCUGCAGUAAGCUUUAUGCAUUCUCGCGGAGUCGUCCAUCGCGAUUUGAAACCCGAAAAUUUGCUUUUCGUUUCCGAUUCAGAAGAUGCAGAAAUUAAGGUUGUCGAUUUUGGUUUUGCUAGGUUAAAACAGGAAAAAGAAAGUUUACAUACGCCUUGUUUUACUUUAAAUUACGCAGCACCUGAAGUUUUAAAUGGCAAUUCCAAAGGAUACGACGAAAACUGUGAUUUAUGGAGCUUAGGUGUGAUUUUAUAUACAAUGCUCUGUGGUCGGGCUCCAUUUCAUACGGGUUCUCGUAACGACAGUGCAGCAAUCGUUAUGGCGAGGAUUAAAGGUGGAGAAUUCGAUUUUAGCGCACCUUCUUGGAACGGCGUUAGUACUGAGGCAAAAGCUGUCGUCCAAGGUUUGCUGACUGUCAAUCCUGAACAAAGAAUGCAAAUGAGCCAUCUGGCCAACAACUCCUGGAUCCAAGGAAAUCAAACCUUCCAUCAGAACUCUUUAAUGACACCUGGCGUUCUUUCUUCUAGCGGUUCCGCUGAAAGAGGCCUCCAAGCCACGUUCGACGCCUUUCACAAAGCAGAAAAGGAAGGAUUUCGACUACAAGAUGUUCUUAAUGCCAAACUGGCUCAAAGACGUCGACUUAAGAAAAGUUCCUCUGAUAAUUUGAGCACGUCUUCUAGUAGUUUUACCAGCGAAAGUUCAUUAAAAAGCAACCCCGCAACGCCUUUGUCUUCUAAGUCCAAAUUUUCUCUCGACCUUAAAAAGACUGAUAGAGGAAAGACGAAAAGUAAACCGAGUUCCAGUUCGCUCGAACAAAGAGAUAGCGUUUUCGAUUUUGGUGAUGUAAAAGUAAAAGAGUACCUGAAUACUAUGAGCACAGAUCUUCUCGAUACAGUUACUGCUCAAGAUAAACAAGUCGAAUUAGUCAAUAAAGAUGCAGCUGCCGAAAAGAAUAGUUCAGAAACAAAACAGAAACGCAAAAGAAAAGUUUAUCAAGUGACGAGGAAAAGUGAAAGAAUCAGGCGAAGGAACGAAAUUGACGCAGAUCCUUUACCGUUUUUGAUGUUACCAUACAGAACGAGAAAGAGAAAGUUAGACGAUAAUAGUUCAAAAGAUGACGUUAAAAACAAUGACGAUAAAACAGAGAUUUCUGGCCCAUCAAAGGCAAAAAUUAGAAAAAAGACUAAGAAAGCAAAACGGAAAAUUAAUCGAUAGUUUUAGUUAUAGUAGUUUUCAUUUAAAAAAAAAAAUUAAUUUAGUAAAGCGUUGUGGUGAACAAUUGUGAUAAGGUAACAUAAGGCAAAAUGAAUUAUGUUAUAAUAAAUGAAUUUUACAGUUAUUGUUAGCGAAACGGAAGGAUAUUCCAAAAGGGUUUGUUAUGAUAUGAACGUAAGUGCACUUCAUUAGGACAACUUGUUGUAGUUAUCGUUUAAUUUUUAGAUAGAUUGUUCUAAUACCAAAUAUGUUGUAAUAUUAUGUUUGUAAUUAUAUUACAAACGAGCGGCGUAAUUAUUUCAAUAGUAAAUUAUUUAUAUUAUAUGGUACAUAUUAACAAUAAUUAUUAUUGUAACUGCGUUAUAUACAAAGUGAGUAAUAUUUUUAUAAAAAUAAAAAGAAUCAGGUGAGUGGUAUGCUACGACGUGCUGAUGUUACCUUUACCAGAAACAAGUAUUUUUAGUAGGAGUAAUUAUAAAUUUUAUUUGUGUUGUAUUUUGUUAAGUUUAGUCGUUUUGUGAAUGGAAUCAAUCUAUUUCCAUGAGCAUAUAGAGCAAGCAGUAAUGAAAGGAAAAGAAAUUUUAAACUCGAUAUUUUCUUUUGCGUCUAGUAUACUUCUACUUCUUUUAUGACUAAUUUAUAAAGUGAAAAUGAUUGAUAAUAUUCGCGUAUCAGUUCUUAUAUAACUGGCUCGCAUUAAUUGGUACUUUUAAUCUCGUUCUCUAUAUUUUAUGGGUUCACUAUUUAUGCUCCACAUUUUUUUUGUCAACUUUAUUUAUACAUCAUAUUAUGUAUAUCGCACUCAGGUAUUUAUUUGCUGAGAAAAAAAGUAUACAAAAACUUGUCGUUUGUUUUUUCGCAAUUAAAUUAUUAUUUUUUAACUGGA
Molecule: messenger RNA, 5324 nt
Organism: Agrilus planipennis (emerald ash borer)
Lineage: Eukaryota; Metazoa; Arthropoda; Insecta; Coleoptera; Buprestidae
Product: ribosomal protein S6 kinase alpha-5
Exons: 9
Coding region: 1541-4438 (965 amino acids)
Biological process (GO): protein phosphorylation; regulation of DNA-templated transcription
Molecular function (GO): ATP binding; protein serine/threonine kinase activity
Source: RefSeq, a predicted model, not a curated record